CUCUCUCUCUCUCUCUCUCAUACACCCAACACAUAAAGCAAGGGCCAUACAUACACAGAACGUCCACACACAAACCCGCUCACAAACAUUCUUUCUUUUUUGUUUUCCAGCUUUUGUAACCAGUUUCAAGAAAAGUGAAUUUUCUCUCUUUUUGAGGAUAACAGUUUUCUUCUUGCUUGCUAGCUCCUCUUGUACUCCAGUUUGUUGCAGCCAUGGAUACUGCUCAGUGGCCACAGGGAAUUGUGGUGAAACCAAUAGAAGAGAUAGUGACAAAUACAUGCCCUAAGCCUGCAGCAGCAGCAGCAGUCAAUAAUUUAGAGAGGAAGGCAAGACCUCAGAAAGAACAAGCCCUAAACUGUCCAAGGUGCAACUCAACCAACACCAAAUUCUGUUACUACAACAACUACAGCCUCACACAGCCCAGGUACUUCUGCAAGACUUGUAGAAGGUACUGGACUGAAGGUGGGUCCCUCAGAAACAUCCCAGUUGGGGGAGGUUCAAGGAAGAACAAGAGAUCAUCAUCUUCUUCAGCAGCCGCUAAUUCUUCUACAACAACAUCUUCUACUUCUUCAGCAUCCAAAAGGCUUCCUGAUCUGAUACAACCCCAAAACCCAAAGAUUAAUCAAGGCCAAGAUCUAAACCUGACUUUUCCAGCCACUAAUCAAGAUUUCAGGAAUAUUAUCUCUGACCAUUUGGUUCAUCAUCAUCAACAACAUCAUCAAUUGCCCAACAACAACAACAACAUGGAAAACAGCAACAAGCAGAACCACAUCAAUAUUUCUGCUUCUUCCCCAUCUUCUACCACCACCACCACAACAUCUCACCUCUCAGCUUUGGAGCUUCUCACUGGAUUGACUUCAAGGGGUUUGAAUUCCUUCAUGCCUAUGCCAGUUCCAGACCCCAACAACAACCACAACAACAACACUGUAUAUAGCACCACAUCUGGGUUCCCUAUGCAGGAUUUCAAGCCAACACUUAAUUUUUCCCUGGAUGGGCUUGGAAGUGGAUAUGGGAGUCUGCAAGGUGUUCAAGAGAGCAGUGGGAGGCUUUUGUUCCCAUUUGAAGAUUUGAAGCAAGUUUCAAGCACUGGAGGAGGGAUUGAGCAGAACAAGGAGCAUGGAGACUCAACUGGGUAUUGGACAGGAAUGUUAGGAGGAGGAUCAUGGUAAUUAAAAUAAGAAGAUAAGGAAAAAAAAAUCAUGGGGUCUUUUCUUUUUUCUUCUUCUUUAAUUCUGAUUUUAAACUCAUUGUUAAUCUCUCAUGGUGGGUGACUUGUUUGGAUUUCUUCAUAACUAACAGAAUAGGAUACAUGGGUUUUCUUUUAAUUAUCACCUUGCCUUGCCUUCUCUUUGUUCUUUUUGGCUUGGAAUUCUCUUUACUCUUUGAAGUAGUACAUGGUGGAUUAUUUUUUGAAGCUUAUUAUUUUAGAUUGGCUUCAAAAAAUGGGUGACUUAUUGUGAGGAUAUAGAAGCUAUGGUAUCAAGACCAGCCCAGAUUUUUUUUAGGGUAGCAAAGAGUAGAAGAGGCAUGCACUGUAUGAAUGUGCCCUUGAUUUCAUGUAAUUUCUUCUCUCACCACUAGAAAGCAAAGGGCAGCCCGCUCCCACUGUAAUGUGUAUGAUCCUUGGUUGGCUUGGUACAAUAAAUAAUUAUGUAUAAUGUGCAACUUCAUUUGUAAGGAUAUAUAUAUAUCAUGAUGGAUGAAAUAUUAGAGACUUGAUUACUUAAUUAAAGCUAAUUAAGCUUAUUUAAUGUGGAGUUGCAGUGGAUGUUUUGCAUCUGCUAUAUCUUAUGUUCUCUUAGCAGGAUUUAGUUUAAGGUCUUAUUCAGAGUACAUAGAUUCUUCCGGCCAUUACACAGGGAUCUGUCCAUGAAGAAGCAGCAAGUGGGAGAAGAAAAGCUAGCUAGAGAUAUAUGCAGCCAGGUAAGAAUCCUCUGAUUCUUCCACAUGACUUGGUAAUAAAGUACUCUUCAAAAAAGCAGCUUCCCAUGUUCAAAUUAGAACCACUGAAACCUGCCUCAAACCAAAAGCUUACCUACUGACUAUAUCCAAACAGUCUUCAUUUCCAGGAACGAUCAUUGCUUCCAUGCCACCCCUCUUUUUUAUUUUAUUUUGUCCAAGUGAAAGAUUGAGAAAAAUCUGACAAACCCUUCUUUCCUUGGUCUUGGUUGGGACCCACAAACAUUCCCCUUGGCAAGUGUGCUAAAGGAAGAAUAAUACACCCCACUAAGUUGAUCCA
Prunus dulcis (almond) is the source of this 2239-nucleotide messenger RNA. RefSeq names its product dof zinc finger protein DOF4.6-like. The record is from RefSeq and is a predicted model, not a curated record. Gene Ontology annotation, biological process: regulation of DNA-templated transcription. Bases 213 to 1169 code for a protein of 318 amino acids. NCBI's taxonomy places the organism in Eukaryota, Viridiplantae, Streptophyta, Magnoliopsida, Rosales, Rosaceae. Gene Ontology annotation, molecular function: DNA-binding transcription factor activity; DNA binding. The transcript is spliced from 2 exons.